This is a messenger RNA of Drosophila ficusphila, 1190 nucleotides long. Its product is annotated as protein zerknuellt 1. The transcript has 2 exons. Gene Ontology annotation, biological process: regulation of transcription by RNA polymerase II. NCBI's taxonomy places the organism in Eukaryota, Metazoa, Arthropoda, Insecta, Diptera, Drosophilidae. Gene Ontology annotation, cellular component: nucleus. The coding region runs from base 10 to 1086 and encodes 358 amino acids. Gene Ontology annotation, molecular function: RNA polymerase II cis-regulatory region sequence-specific DNA binding; DNA-binding transcription factor activity, RNA polymerase II-specific. The record is from RefSeq and is a predicted model, not a curated record.
CCAGCAAAGAUGUCAUCCGUCAUGCAUUACUAUCCAGUGCACCAGGCCAAGGUGGCUCCGUAUCCAGCGACUCCCUCCGAGGUCAAAUACAGCGAUUUGAUCUACCACCACCACGCUGUGAACCCCAUCGGCCUGCCGCAGAACUACCACCAGAUGAACUCCAACCCCACCACCCUCACCGACCACUGCUCCCCGCAGCAGCAGCAAUUCCACCAGCAGCAGGUUUCCUCGGAUGAGAACCUGCCAUCCCAACCCAACCAGGACUCGCAGCGGGUGAAGCUGAAGCGAUCCCGGACGGCCUUCACCAGCGUGCAGCUGGUGGAGCUGGAGAACGAGUUCAAGAGCAACAUGUAUCUCUACAGGACGCGCAGGAUCGAGAUCGCCCAGCGGCUCUCCCUGUGCGAGCGCCAGGUGAAGAUCUGGUUCCAGAACCGCCGCAUGAAGUUCAAGAAGGACAUCCAGGGCCACCGGGAGCCCAAGGCCAGUGCCAAGUUGGCCCAGCCGCAGGCGGAGCAGAGUGCCCACCGCGGCAUCGUGCAGCGCCUCAUGUCCUACUCCCAGGAUCCCAGGGAGGUCGCCGCGGCAGCAGAGAAGCGUCCUGUCCAGGCAGUGGCCCCUGUGAAUGCCCAGCCAGAUUACGGGCAAGCCAAGGUGAAGACCGAAGUGGCCAGCAACAACAGCAACAGCAGCAUGUGCUCCAGCUCCGAUCUCAGCGAGAUCCUGGAGCACUUGGCCCAAACAACAUCUGCUCCAACAACCAGCAUCUCCGGUUCGGGAGCCUCCAUCAAUUCCACCACCAAUUCGGCGCCUAGUUCCUCCUCAGGACACUACUCCUACAAUGUGGACUUGGUUCUGCAGAGCAUCAAGCAGGAUUUGGAGGCGGCUGCCCAGGCCUGGUCCAAGUCGAAGUCCACUCCCCUCCUGGCCACUCAGACCUGGCAUCCCAGCUCCCAGAACCAGAUCCCCACGAGCGUGCAUGCGGCUCCUUCCAUGAACCUCUCGUGGGGCGAACCUGCUGCCAAGUCCCGAAAGCUCAGCAUAAACCACAUAAACCCCUGUGUCACCAGCUUCAACUAUCCCAAUUAGCUGGGAGUAUUUAUUUAAGUUUAAUACUUUGUUAGAGCUAAGCAACCGUCUCUGGCCCUUGGACGCAAAAUUCGAACCCAACUCAGUGACAAAAGCAUUUACAA